Messenger RNA from Trichomonas vaginalis G3, 527 nucleotides. Its product is annotated as KilA, N-terminal/APSES-type HTH, DNA-binding family. The annotation marks the transcript as partial. Lineage: Eukaryota; Parabasalia; Trichomonadida; Trichomonadidae. The transcript has a single exon. The record is from RefSeq and is a predicted model, not a curated record.
AUGUCAACAGCAGAGAACACAACAACAGUUAUAGUCCAUGAAGCUAUAAAUGAAGAAUAUGAGUGGGUUCAGUUUAACAAACAACUCCGUCUCAUUCGUUCGGUCAAAGACGAUAUGUACCAAAUGCAAAGUAUUUUGACAGCAUGUUUUGCUCCAGAUACUAAGCUUCCUAAAGACUGGUUUAGGAACCAAAGCACACAAGAACUUUUGAGCGAAGCACAGCGAGACAUACUUUUUUCUGAAAACAGUGAAGAACAGCGAGUAGGUAAAAAACCCCAGUCGCCAAAACUCUAUGAAAAUCGUGAAAAAUUGCCAAACGGUUUGAGAGGAUAUUAUGUACAUAGACUUCUUGUAAAUGCUGUUGCAAUGUGGGCUUCGCCUCGUUAUGCUUGGUAUAUUUACAGACUUCUUGACGAAAUUCAUAGACAAGAACGUGAAGAGAUGGAAAACAAGCUUGAAGCAAAAGACAAAAGCAUUCAGAAAAGAAUACCACGUUCGGUACCAAAAGGUAAGGAAAAGAACUAUAA